CAAAAGUUCAUCCUCCGAGUCCCUCGAGCCCUCGACAAGUCGACGUUCUGCGCCCUUACCUCGCUCCCGAAUUCGCAGACCUCGCCAUGUCGUCGCAGACAAUUGCGACGUCAACAAGAGGUCUGCCGGAUUUCUCCUCUGGACCGCUCGAUCUGCCAGACUUUCCAGAACCAACAUGGGCCGACUCCGAUACCUCGAAUCCUCGCGACGACGCGAAGCAACACGCGGACAUGGAGCAACAUGCUCCAGAACAAUCGCCCACGACCGAGCGCAAACCGUAUGUUGAGAUGGAUCACCAACAACGAAGCCAGGCCGUGGGGAAUCUGCUGGCGGCGCUGGCACCCAUAAGUCCGACCCAGACCGCAAUUGCGACUGCGGACGCAAACGCGGAGUCCCUUCCAAACAACGACUCGGUCACGCUCAAACCGACCGUGACCGACGACAACUUGAACCCUGCUGCCGACUCUCAUGCCACGACUGAGGCGACCAACGACCCCGUCGACUCAAACAUUUCUAGUAUCUCACUCCCGCCGCUUCCACCGCUCAGUAACGACGAGUUUCUGGACGGAAAUCCACAGCCCUCCUUUUCUCCUACGUUAGCCGCGCAGUCCACGGAGCAGAUCUCUCAAGUACAGCCAGAUUCCGCAGUCUUACCCUUGACGUCUCGGAUGGGGUCACUGUCACCGGCUGCGACGCCCGGCCCGAUGCCCGAACGGAGAGAAAUAGAGGCUUUCGCAAAGAUUGAGUUCGAGGAUGGCAACUACUAUAUCACCACCUACGCUUGUGAACUGGGUCGAGAUGCUUUUGCCUACAGAGCAGCACUUGCCAGGGCUGAAGAGGCACGUCAAGCCCAGCAAGACCGAGCACAGAGUUCCAGUGGUAGACGGUCAGAGGGCAUUCCAAGACCCAACGACAGCCAGGUACAAGGCAGUGUGGUCAGUGAGGCCGGUGGCUUUGGCGGCGUGGACGAUGGUGUGGUCUUGCAGGAUGGGGAACGUCGUGAAUCUGAUCCGAUGCACUCUCAAUCCUCUGAGAGGUCUGGUGGUAGUGUCGUCAAGCCUCAAGAGGUUCUCAUCAAUCCUCCUCUAAUUCCCUUCGACUAUCAUAAGAUGGCCGAGCGGCAGGCACAAUUCGAACAACAGAACGACAUAGCAGCAGACAAUGAACAACCUGCUCCGGUCACUGCCGAUCACAUCCCUGAUGCCCACAACUGUCCGCUCAUCCCCAUCCACGCCAUGCGUAACUUCCAGAAAUCAGAAGUUGAAAAUCACAGAAGUAUUUCUCGUCGACAUGUCAAAAUUCAGUGGGAUUUCGACAAAGAUUGCUUCAUGAUGAAGGUCUUGGGGCGAAAUGGGGCUUUCUUGGAUGACCAGUACUUGCCGCGUGGUGGGGUCAAGCGUCUUCGAGACGGCUCAAGGAUUCAGAUCUCAAACGUCUGGAUGACUUUUCGUUUGCCAAAUCAACAAGCGGAACACGCAAGCGAGGAUUCUGAUCACGAUAAUAGAGUGCGAGAGAGCCCGUCGGCGCAACCCUCCGCCACACCGACUCCCAACGAACAAGACAGAAGUGUUUCGCCUUCACGUACCGGCAAGACGAGGACCAAAAUCAUCCUGAACACAGCACAAAAGCCAUCCCCUACACUGGCUGAUCCUGUCAUUGGGCCAGAUGGACAGCCUCUACCACCGAGAAAACGGGGACCAGGCAGGCCGCCUAAAGACGGAAUCAUGUCUACACGAGAGCGGAGGGAACGAGAGAAGGCACAAAGAUUAGCAGAGGCCAAAGCGGCCAAUGGAGGCAAGACUCCGCCGCCAAUGUUGAAGGGGAAAUUUCCGAAGCCUAUCAUCAAGGAAGAGGUUGUCACCCCAGAUAGCAAACCCGAGAAACGAAAGUACAAAAAGAGAAAACGGCCGGGAGAAGAGGGCGACAUUAUGCAGUCGAUUGAAGGAGGCGAGGUGGACGUCCCUAGUGAGACGGAAAAGGUUCCUGUCAAGAAAGCACGGCAAUCAAAGUCGCCCUCUCCCGAAUACCCUCCCGCGGAGAGCUUGACCGAAGAGCAGCUUGCAAGACCAUCCGAACCCUAUGCCCGAUUGAUUUACGAUAUUUUGAUCGACAUCCACCCCAAAGCGCUGCCAUUGAAGCAGAUUUAUCGAGCUCUCAAGCUCAAGUUCCCUUUCUUUGUCCAUCGUGUAGAUUCAGAGGGGUGGCAGAGCAGUGUCCGGCACAACUUGAACCAGGAAUGGAACAAGCUUUUCGAAAAGGGAGAAAAAGAGGGCAAAGGAUUCGCAUGGAAGGCGAUCCCCGGCGCGCUUCAACCCCAAGCAGAGAGAAGACGAGCGGCCCAGCAAGCUGCUGCGAACAAGCCGAAACCGCCUCCCACACCAAGACAACAGCCUCCUCCAGGCUCGCAUGCCCCUUUGAACUGGCAGAAUACUCCUUUUCCUCAACAGAAUGGCAUGCCUCCAAGAGGCCCGCCACCUUUCUUCGUCCAAGGUCCACAUGGUCCGAUGCCGCCGCCACCAAACGGUAUGCCUUGGCCUCCUCCACCCCCUCCCGGCGGACUGCCUCCCUCAGGCACACCCAACGCAAAUGGCCAUGUUCCUCCCCAUAUGCAACCUGGGCAAAAUCCUCCACCUUUCUAUCCACCUUCACAGAACGGUCGCCCGCCGUUUCCCCCGCAGCCGCCCUCGCAAGGUGGUACCUCUCAACCCACUGCUGCCCAAGGUCAAGGACAGCCUCGUCCAAGCUCAGCUACUGCAACACCUGGACCGCCUCCACCAAUCAUGUCGAGCUCAUCUGCCUCUAGAAACAUGCCUUGCACUACAGACGGUCUGUUGGCCAUUCGAAGGUUCGAAAAUGCCAUGUAUGAUCAAGUGCGAGACCCGGCCAAGAUUGAGGAAUGGCAAAAAGUAUUUGCGUCUGUCAAAAGGCGGCUCCUCCAUGGGGCGCCUCAGUCUUCGUUGCCUAAUGGGGAGACAAAGGAGGAGCUUACUAUAAUGGAGCACGUUCGACGCUUUAUCGAAAGGUUCAAGAAUCCCAACUUUGUCGGCUUCUCUUCUGUUGAGCAACCACGAGGAACAGCUUCCCCCGCCCCUGCAGCAGCAAGUGUGGUGUCUAAUCCAGCGGAGACACCCGCACAAUCUCAGCCGCCGGCUGUGCCAGCUGCCUCAACUCCUGCUUCAGCCAUUCCGACGCCAGUCCCUGCUGCCGCCGUACCAGCCACUCCAGAGCCUCCGAAGGCGGAGGCUCCUCACAAGACCGACGUUUCGGGGAGUACAAGUCAGGCUCAACCACCGACGGCAGUGGAGAGCAAGGUUGGCGUUGUUGACUCACAGCAGGUCCAGAAUGCAGUCAAUGAGCCGGCGAAGCCAGCAGCACCAGCAGUACCAGCAGAAAGCCAUGAGCAACCGAUCAAGAAGGAAGGCGUUGAAGGCACUGUCACCAAGCCUGAACCUGUCGAACCGCAGCAGUCCGCCACACUGAGAGACAAACCACCCGGGGACGGCGCCAGAUCUACUCCCAAUGCCAAUGCGACUUAGAUAGGACAGGCUCUCAUACCUUGACACUUCAUGAAGCACAGACAAGCCUGGCAAAUUUGGCCGAGCAAGGCUCUUUCCUCUGCUCUGGCUUUUUUUCUUUUUCCUUCUCGCCGAACAUGGGGAGAAAGCAAGUUUCAGGAAUGAGAAAUGCAAUGCGGCAGCAGCUUUUACACACAUACACACAUAUCGACAUGAACAUUCGUCAUAGGGUCUUUAAUUGUGACACGUACAGUACUAGGUAGCUAAUUCAGGUAGAAGACAUUGAUGCCGAACAUGACUUUUUGGGGAAUGCCAAUGAAGGGAAAGGGAGGAAAAUGCGAAUCAUGAAACAUUAUAUCACAUGGCGGAGACUUGUAGUUCGGCACUACUUUGGAUCAUUUGUAUGUUUAUCAACUCUCUCUCUCUCUAUAUACAUACAUAAUCCCCGAACAGUCGACGCCCAGGGACAUUUCGCUUACUUAUCCCUCAGGCUCGCAACUUUGCUCUCGCGCUAACGACUGUUUAGUCGAAUCGCUGUCUCGUCUAUUUUCUUCCG
Molecule: messenger RNA, 4071 nt
Organism: Exophiala dermatitidis NIH/UT8656
Lineage: Eukaryota; Fungi; Ascomycota; Eurotiomycetes; Chaetothyriales; Herpotrichiellaceae
Exons: 1
Coding region: 87-3536 (1149 amino acids)
Biological process (GO): regulation of ribosomal protein gene transcription by RNA polymerase II
Cellular component (GO): nucleus
Molecular function (GO): protein binding; DNA-binding transcription factor activity; sequence-specific DNA binding
Source: RefSeq, a predicted model, not a curated record